AACCUCUUUAUAGGGAGGGACGUCAGCUUUGGCUGCGGAGGUAGAACCGGUACCCGGGCUCAGCAGCACGCCGCGAAGCCGCUCCAGCGCUUCAAAGAACCAGAAGAGUUUUAAACGAUAUUUUCCAAACGAUUGACUCACUGAGAUUUCCAGCUGACCAAAGAAAUGGUGAUGGAGAAGCCAAGUGCCCAGCUGGUCGGGCGAGAGUUUGUCCGACAGUAUUACACGCUCCUGAACCAGGCCCCCGACUACCUGCACAGGUUUUAUGGGAAGAACUCGUCGUACGUGCACGGCGGUGUGGACGGCAACGGCAAACCGCUGGAGCCGGUUUAUGGACAAUCUGAGAUCCAUAAGAGGGUGAUGGCUCUGAGUUUCCGGGACUGUCACACAAAAAUCCGGCACGUGGACGCGCACGCCACCCUGAACGAAGGCGUGGUGGUGCAGGUGAUGGGCGAGCUCUCCAACAACCUGCAGCCCAUGAGGAAGUUCAUGCAGACCUUCGUCCUGGCUCCUGAGGGUACAGUCCCCAACAAGUUCUACGUCCACAACGACGUGUUCCGGUACCAGGACGAGGUGUUUGCCGACUCCGACUCGGAGCUUCCUGAAGAGUCAGAAGACGAGGAUCUGGAGAGGGCCCCCUCCCCCGACACCGCCGAGGAGCCCGCCCCCUUCUACGACCCCACAUCCUGCAGUUCUGAGCCCACAGCCCCCGGUGACAAUGAGGAGGGAGGGGCCAGUCCAGAACCAGAGGUCGAGAAAGACCUGGAGGCUCCAGAAGCGGAGCGUCAGGCGGACACCCACGACGGCCGGACAGAAACGCACUCGGCUGACGAGCAGACGGAGAAGAGGUCGUCCUCCCCGGCACCGCCCACCACAGAACCAGCUUCGGCGCCGGCCGAACCCGCUCCGAGCGCCCCAGAAGAGAACAGGCCGUUCUCCUGGGCGUCGGUCACCAGUAAGAACCUCCCCCCCAGCGGCGCCAUCCCGGUGUCAGGAAUCAACCCCCAUGUCGUCAAAGUCGCCCCCACAGCCCCCGUGAGAACAGAAGUGAAGCCCGAGUCUCAGACGGCGCAGAGAACUCAGAGGGAGCAGAGGCCGCGCGACCAGAGACCCGGCGGACCCACACCCCCGCACCGGGGCGGGCCUCGACCAGCUCGAGAAGGCGAGCAGGGCGAGCCGGAGGGGCGCCGGAUCAUCCGCUACCCCGACGCGCACCAGCUCUUCGUGGGAAACGUUCCCCACGACGUGGACAAGAACGAGCUGAAGGAGUUCUUUGAACAGUACGGGACGGUUCUGGAGCUGAGGAUCAACAGUGGCGGGAAGCUGCCCAACUUCGGCUUCGUGGUGUUCGACGACUCUGAGCCGGUUCAGAAGAUCCUCAACAACAAGCCCAUCAAGUUCAGAGGAGACAUCCGGCUGAACGUGGAGGAGAAGAAGACGCGCUCCGCCAGGGAGGGCGACCGGCGGGACUCCAGGCCCCGAGGUCCCGGCGGUCCCAGAGAGCGCAUUGGCGGCGGACCCAGAGGACCGCCCACCCGCGGGGGGAUGUCCCAGAAGCCCAGCUUUGGCUCCGGGAGGGGGGCGGGCCCCAGCGAGGGCCGCUUCUCGGCUCCCCGUCAGUGAGCUCCGAUUCAGAACCCGAUCUGACAGACGCUGCAGCCUGCAGUCAGCUGCUCUCCUGACUGCAGGCUGCAGCCGCAUGCGGCGCAGACGCAUAACCAUCCACUCACACCGGCUCCUGCUGAACUCGCCCCUCCCCCAUUACAUUUCUGUAAGGAGUGUCUGAAAGCUGCGGGACUCGUUUGGGGGGGAGGGGUCCACACUGACCCCUCCCCCACCAUCCAUGGAGUCCAGGAACCGGCUCUUUUCUCCGCAGUUUGAUUUUAGUUUGGCGUUGAACUUGAAUCUCACAAAUGAAAAACAAAAAGGCGUAAAUAUUACUUGAAUUGGGGAUGUAGAGACCCAGAGGUUUUAUUUUAUUUUCCGAGUUCUCUCCCUGUUUCUUAAAGGAACGUGUACUUUAACUGCUUUGGGCAAUCCUGUGUAUUGCUGCCACCGUUGUUUGUAGCGAUGGCUCCGCCCAUCGUUUUUAUCAGGUCACGAGCUGAACUGUAGUUUUAUUUGAUGUUGAUGUUGUAAUCUACACAAACAGAUGUCUGAAUGGAGCAUGUAUCAAAACCUGUUCGCCUUUUUUUACCAAUGCACUUCAUCAUGUUUAAGCUCACAUGCCGACGAGAGACUAAAUUAAACCAUUUACUGUUUUCA
Molecule: messenger RNA, 2265 nt
Organism: Oryzias melastigma (Indian medaka)
Lineage: Eukaryota; Metazoa; Chordata; Actinopteri; Beloniformes; Adrianichthyidae
Gene: g3bp1
Product: GTPase activating protein (SH3 domain) binding protein 1
Exons: 12
Coding region: 166-1623 (485 amino acids)
Cellular component (GO): ribonucleoprotein complex; cytosol
Molecular function (GO): mRNA binding
Source: RefSeq, a predicted model, not a curated record